UGUGUUCCUCCUUACAUCGCUUUGUCUGUCCCAUAUCAUCUUUCAAAUCAGAGUCCUCCUGACUUCACUUCUGCCCUGAUUAGAUUACAGGUUCACGAUUACUGUUAAGCUUUACAGCAAAACCAUUUAAAAGAAGAGCUAGACCUGCCAGAGCUUUAAAAGAAUCUUUCCUGGGAUGUCUUCCAUACCUGGCGACGUAAGAGAGGGACCUUAUGGGAAUUACAUUUGUCAUAUGUUUCAGGGAGGUUCAUGGGCAGAUAGAUCUCCACUUCACGAAGCUGCAUUUCAAGGACGCCUGCUGUCUUUGAAAACAUUGAUAGCACAGGGAUUCAAUGUGAAUAUUAUUACAAUAGACCAUGUUUCUGCCCUUCAUGAAGCAUGUCUGGGUGGCCAUGUUGCCUGUGCGAAAGUAUUGUUGGAACAUGGCGCUCGGGUCAAUGCAGUCACCUUAGAUGGGAUCACACCUCUGUUUAAUGCUUGCUGUAGUGGUAGUGCGGCUUGUGUCAAUAUGUUGCUUGAAUAUGGUGCCAGGCCACAGCUGGAGAAUCACUUUGCUUCACCAAUUCAUGAAUCUGUGAAAAGAGGUCACAGAGAGUGUAUGGAGAUUCUUUUAGCCAGUGAUGUAGAUAUGGACCAAGAACACCCACAGCAUGGAACACCACUUUAUGUGGCCUGUUGGCAUCAGAGGACAGACUGUGUCAAGAAACUUUUGGAAUUAGGAGCUAGUGUUGACUUGGGUAAGCUUCUGGAAACCCCACUUCAUGCCGCAGCUAGAAAAUCUAGUGUGGAAAUUGUCAACUUGUUAACAGACUAUGGGGCCAACUUGAAGUAUAGGAAUUCUGAACACAAAUGUGCUCUUGAUCUUGCUGCACCAAAUAGCUCUGUUGAACAUGCACUGUUGCUCCGAGAAGGCCCUCCUCGACUUGCACAACUGUGCCGACUGUGUAUCCGAAAGUGCUUAGGACGAUCGUGUCUUUAUGUAGUCCACAAACUACACCUUCCUGAACGACUUGAAGAUUUUCUUUUGUUCCGAUAGCUUUAUAGUAGUUAGUGUGUUGUUUUUGUGUGCCUCCAUGGCCCCUCCCACACAGCUGUAUAAAAUCCACAUUGAACUGGAUUAUAUGGCAGCAUGGAGUUAUAUAAUCCAGUUCAAAGCAGAUAUUGUGGAUUAUCUGCCUUAAUAUUCUGGGUUAUAUGGCUGUGUGGAAGAGCCCCAAGACAUUUAUGACUUAUUGUAACCUUAAGGCAGUGGUUCUCAGCCUUGGGUCCUCAGGUGUUUUGGACUUCAACUCCCAAAAAUCCCAGCCAGUUUAGUAGCUGUUAGGGACUGUGGGAGCUCAAGGCCAAAACACCCGAAUGGCCAAAGUUUGGGAACCACUGCCUUAAGGCGAUCCUAAGUCACAAUAAAUUGGAAAUGAUUUGAAGGCACAACACUUUGGACCUGCUGAAGUUUACAAACAAUAUCCCAUGUAAAGUGUGUUAUACUAAUCCAACUGGAAGAUAAGAUGUAUGUUAAUGUGGCCAGAUCUCAAGGAAUGGGCGCAGUUGGCACAACUUUUAACGGCAAAUACACUCCUGACCAAAGCUGAAACCCAGGCAUCCAGAUUCAAAGUUGUGAUCCAAUCCAGGAAAGGUUGAAUCCGUGGGUUUCAGAAUUCCUUUCGUAACUUCCUGUAGUUUGCAAUACCUCAAUUAAUGCAUCAGAUCUACAAUGUCAACAUUUGCUCACUUUAGCUGAUAUAGGCAUUUGGUAAAUCCAUCCUCCUCCUCCUCCUCCUCCUCCUCCUCCUCCUCCUCCUCCUCCUCGCAACCUAUUUAAGCAUAAUUGGAGAUCUAAAAUUCCAUGGUCAAUGUUUCCAUGCGAUGUAAGAAUUUACCAGCUAAUGUGCAUAGUGCCAUUUCUUUUUUGGUCCAUUUAACUGCAGACCAAACUAAGCUAUUUCCUAUAACUGAGGAAACCAUUCAGUGUGACCACCUGGACCUUGCUGUAAAGAGGAAGAAGCAAAUAUGUCAAUGCUGCAGUUACAACAGGCAUGCUGCCUGAAGUAGAAUAAAAUGAGGUUCAUGGGAAAUUGCUCCUGUUAUUUUCUACAAAGAUAAAUGGUUCCAAAUCUGUAACAUCUGGUCCAUUACUGAAUGCAGCUAUUUUCCAGUCUGUGAAAAACUACAUGUUCACGGAAGCUAUCUGUAAUUUCCAGUGCCAUUAAGUCCUAAAUGUAUUUAUGUACUUAUCUGCAUAUAGCAGAAUGCUUUCAGUUUAGACUCACAAUUUGAAAGUUGACCUCCUGGUGGCUUUACGAAUAAUUGUAAAAAGGAUUUGCUAGUCUCUCCACAAAUCUGUUGUUCAUUUUGCCAAAUCAUGUAUCUCUGUCAAUCUCUUAUAUCCAAAUGCACUAGCCUUUGUGUCAUCUGAAUGUGAAACUGGUACUCUAAUAAAUGUACAGAAAUUGCUCUACAGAAAGCACAAUACUGCACUUUUAUUUAUACCUGGCCUAUUUGACAAUAUGAAUAC
Messenger RNA from Anolis carolinensis (green anole), 2512 nucleotides. RefSeq names its product ankyrin repeat and SOCS box containing 11 (gene asb11). Gene Ontology annotation, molecular function: protein binding. Gene Ontology annotation, biological process: positive regulation of protein catabolic process; intracellular signal transduction; protein ubiquitination. NCBI's taxonomy places the organism in Eukaryota, Metazoa, Chordata, Lepidosauria, Squamata, Anolidae. The transcript is spliced from 7 exons. The coding region runs from base 176 to 1036 and encodes 286 amino acids. The record is from RefSeq and is a predicted model, not a curated record.